GUAUUCUUUUCAACUUCAAGAUUUUUCAUAUUAUUUUCUGCUUGUAGAGUAUCAUUCUUCAGGCAUUCUAUCUCUUGUUUCUGGCCAAACGAAGACAUUCAUUUUUGGCUUGACUAAUUUUUUUCCGCAUUUUUUCUUUGCAACGCGGAACACCAAGAACUAGCCCAAACGUCACUCAUAUCCCUCAUCAGGCGGGACCUUUUGGGAGACUCCUUUAGAUAUUGGCACUGACUGCCAGAGUCACUAUAUUCUCAAUAUGCCUGUCGUCAACGUCGACGAAUUGGUCCGUCUUCAGCGGAAACCCGAUGACAUUCGGAAUAUUUGCAUUCUAGCCCACGUCGAUCAUGGAAAGACAUCCCUAACAGACAGUCUUAUCGCCACAAAUGGCAUCAUCUCCCCCAAGUUGGCGGGCAAGGUCCGCUACCUGGACUCUCGUCCAGAUGAACAGCUACGAGGAAUUACAAUGGAAUCCUCCGCUAUCUCUCUAUUUUUCUCCAUGCUCCGUCGCCCGGCUCCAGAGGCUGCGCCGGUUCCAAAGGAGUAUCUGAUCAACCUCAUUGACUCGCCCGGGCAUAUAGACUUCAGCAGUGAGGUCUCAACGGCAUCGCGUCUAUGCGACGGUGCUGUGGUCCUUGUCGAUGCAGUCGAGGGUGUUUGCAGUCAAACGGUAACAGUGCUGCGCCAAACCUGGGUCGAGCAGUUAAAGCCGAUCCUGGUUAUUAACAAGCUCGACCGACUGAUCUCGGAACUGAAAAUGACUCCGGGUGAGGCCUAUUCUCAUUUGAGUCGACUUCUAGAGCAAGUCAAUGCGGUUAUUGGUAGCUUUUACCAGGGUGAACGGAUGGAAGAGGACCUUCAAUGGCGAGAGCGCAUGGAAGAUCGCAUCAAUGCAUCUGCAGCUCAAAAUAAAGACCAAUCUAAGAAGCAAGCGCAAGAUGAGGAGUCUAUCAUGGAUGGGACAGAAUUCGAAGAACGCGAUGAUGAAGACCUUUACUUUGCCCCCGAGAAAAAUAACGUGAUUUUCUGCAGCGCAAUCGAUGGCUGGGCAUUUACCAUUCGUCAAUUUGCCGCGAUAUAUGAAAAGAAACUUGGGAUCAAACGGUCUGUCCUUGAGAAAGUCCUGUGGGGUGAAUACUACCUCGACCCUAAAACAAAACGUGUCUUGGGACAAAAGCAUCUGAAGGGAAGAGCAUUGAAACCCAUGUUUGUUCAGUUGGUCUUGGACAGCAUAUGGGCUGCAUAUGAAGCUACAACAGGUGGAGGCAAAGGAAAAGGUGACCCGGUUCUGUUGGAAAAGAUCACAAAGUCAUUAAAUAUCAACAUCCCGCCUUAUAUUCUGCGCUCACGCGAUCCUAAAAACAUCAUGACCACCUUAUUCUCUCAAUGGCUGCCCUUGUCUACUGCGCUACUUGUGUCAGUCAUUGAAUAUCUUCCUAGCCCUCGAACUGCUCAAGCCUCCCGUCUACCAGAAAUGAUUAAGGAGUCGCCAGGUUCCAAAUUCGUGGACCAAAAGCUGAAGGACUCUAUGGCGAAUUUCAAGACAGGCCCAGAGGAGCCUGUAGUUGCGUACGUCAGUAAGAUGGUCGCCAUUCCAGAGAGCGAGCUUUCAUCGAGCAAGAAGCGAACCGGUCCAGGUAUGUCAGCAGACGAGGCCAGAGAAUUUGCGCGACGGAAGAGAGAAGAAAUCGCCAAGAUGCAACAGGCAGAAGCCACAGAUGAUCAGGACGAAUAUUCGCGAAUCACAUCGGGACUUCAAAGAACCACCUUGGACGAUGAUGCCGAGAAGGAAGACGAGGCUGAGGAGCCUGAAGACCCAGAGCAUCUCAUCGGUUUUGCACGUCUAUACUCUGGAACCCUUUCGGUUGGAGAUUCCGUGUAUGUGUUGGCACCCAAAUUCUCGCCAGCAGACCCCCAUGCUAGCCCUGAGCCGCAGAAGGUGACCGUCACCGAUCUGUACCUUCUCAUGGGAAGAAGUCUGGAACCACUUCAGUCAGUUCCUGCAGGUGUGGUUUUCGGAAUUGGAGGCCUUGCCGGUCAUGUUCUCAAAACGGGUACUCUCUGCUCCCAGCUUGAAGGAAGUAUCAACUUGGCUGGUGUCUCUUUGCACUCACCACCCAUCGUGCGUGUGGCUCUUGAGCCAUACAACCCCGCAGACCUGAGCAAAAUGGUCACAGGUCUACGUCUCCUCGAGCAAAGUGACCCUUGUGCACAAUAUGAGGUCCUCCCCAGUGGUGAGCAUGUCAUCCUGACUGCUGGUGAACUGCACCUUGAGCGCUGUAUCAAGGAUCUCCGUGAGCGUUUUGCCAAGUGUGAAAUCCAGACCGGUGAAACAAUCGUACCAUAUCGAGAGACAAUCGUCAGCGCAGCCGAGAUGCCUGCCCCCAAGAACCCUGAAUGGGGCCGGGGAGGUGUCCUGACGAUUUCACCUUCGAAGCAGCUCACUCUCCGAUUGCGAGUUGUGCCAUUGCCCGAGGCCGUUGCCGAAUUCUUCACCAAGCAAGUUGGUACCAUUAAGCGACUGCAGUCUGAAAAGCGUCUGUUUGGCGAAUCCAAACCCGACGCAGAAGUGUCAAAUGGGGCGUUGGAGACCAACCAGUCAGUAGAAACCGGCGAUGCCACCGACGAGGCCCGAGAGGGAACUAUCCUCUCGCUCAAGGAAUUCCGAAACGAAUUGAACAAAUUGUUUGACGAUGUCAAGGAAGACAAGGAUCUGUGGAAGAAUGUCGUCGACAGAAUCACAGCCUUUGGUCCCCGGAGAAUCGGUCCUAACAUCUUGGUUGAUGCUACUUCGGUCAAUACGUGCGAGAAAUUUCUGCUCGAAGACCCGAAGCAACAACCCAGCAUCCCCACAGAGGGCAACAACCGCGACGCAUUGAUUGUGCGUGAUUUCUGUGACAAGAUCGCAUACGCAUUCCAGCUUGCCACAGGCCAAGGCCCUCUCUGUCAGGAACCCAUCCACGGAACCGCCAUCUUCCUCGAAGAACUGGCCGUCAACGGCACUGAGGAAGAACUCGACCUGGGCCGAUUGACAGGCGAGGCGAUCAGGCUCGUGCGCGAGGGUAUCACCCAGGGAUUCCUUGACUGGAGCCCUCGCAUCAUGUUGGCAAUGUACAGUUGCGAGAUCCAAGCAUCGACCGAAGUUCUCGGUCGUGUCUAUGGUGUCAUUACCCGCCGACGAGGCCGCAUCCUCUCCGAAACCAUGAAAGAAGGAACUCCCUUCUUCACAAUUCUUGCCCUCCUCCCCGUCGCCGAGUCAUUUGGAUUCGCGGACGAAAUCCGCAAACGUACCUCUGGUGCCGCGCAGCCCCAGCUUAUCUUCGCGGGCUUCGAGGCUCUGGACGAGGAUCCAUUCUGGGUUCCUGCUACUGAAGAGGAGCUCGAGGAUUUGGGCGAGUUGGCGGACCGUGAGAAUGUUGCUAAGAGGUAUAUGGAUGCUGUGAGGACUAGGAAGGGAUUGGUGGUUAAGGGAAGGAAGUUGAUUGAUGCUGAGAAGCAGAAGACUUUGAAGAAAUAAACAGGGUCGUGGUUUUCUAGAAUAAAAUGAUAUUUUGGCAUACGUCUGGGGUUGUGCAUAUUAGGAUAAAAAGUUGUUUUGAUUUUUGUGAUGGUAUUGUUAUUAUCUAUACAUUUGUUUACGAAGUUUUAAAAUGAAGUAAAUAUGUACCCUCAGUCAUUAAAUGACUCCAAAUCCCAUCGCAAAUC
This is a messenger RNA of Aspergillus wentii DTO 134E9, 3702 nucleotides long. Its product is annotated as GTPase RIA1. Lineage: Eukaryota; Fungi; Ascomycota; Eurotiomycetes; Eurotiales; Aspergillaceae. Gene Ontology annotation, molecular function: ribosome binding; GTPase activity; GTP binding. The transcript is spliced from 6 exons. The coding region runs from base 257 to 3514 and encodes 1085 amino acids. Gene Ontology annotation, cellular component: ribonucleoprotein complex; cytosol. Gene Ontology annotation, biological process: cytosolic ribosome assembly. The record is from RefSeq and is a predicted model, not a curated record.